Molecule: messenger RNA, 4073 nt
Organism: Frankliniella occidentalis (western flower thrips)
Lineage: Eukaryota; Metazoa; Arthropoda; Insecta; Thysanoptera; Thripidae
Product: calcium release-activated calcium channel protein 1
Exons: 5
Coding region: 281-1135 (284 amino acids)
Biological process (GO): store-operated calcium entry
Cellular component (GO): membrane
Molecular function (GO): store-operated calcium channel activity
Source: RefSeq, a predicted model, not a curated record
UGGCAGUCAGUCUAUGCCGACCCCUCCUCUCGGGUCCCGUCCCACCAGGGCUUGGCACCGAAUCACCGCCCACGUUGUCCGCGUCCGCGCGCCGCGGCCGCUGUGGCUGCGACGGGACGGGCCUUGGCCCUGCCUGCCCCGGCGCCCCCCGGCCCGGGCCGCACUGCCCCGGGUGAUUCGUCUCGGCCUUGCGGCCCGUCGGCACGGUGUCGCGUCAAUUCGCGCAUAGCGCCGCUUCGUGGCGUCGCGGCGGCGCCUGCAGCUCUGUAGCAGCGCAGCCAUGCCCGACCGAGGCCGCCCGGGCCGGCGCCAGAGCAGCGGGCCGGGGGCUGGGCCCGGGGCUGGGGCCGGGGCUGGUCCUUCCCCCGGGCAGGGGCAGCAGGGCGGCGCGGCAAGGGCCGGCUCCAUGUCGGGCCGGAGCAGGACCCGGUCGCAGACCAACCCUGAUUUCCCGCUCGACACUAUGAACGCAGCUGAGGAGGGAAGAAUGUCGCAGUCUGGAGAUGGACUGCAUACACCAGGGUUUCUCUCUUGGCGGAAGCUUCAGCUUUCCCGAGCUAAACUUAAGGCUUCCAGCAAAACCUCGGCUCUUUUGUCAGGUUUUGCCAUGGUUGCUAUGGUUGAAGUGCAGCUAAGUGACAAUACCAAGGUUCCACAAGAGAUGCUCAUUGCUUUUGCAGUGUGCACAACUCUCUUGGUUGCAGUUCAUAUGUUGGCAUUAAUGAUUAGCACCUGCAUACUCCCUAAUAUAGAUGCUGUGUGUAACAUGCAUUCAAUUAGUUUAGUUCAUGAAUCCCCUCAUGAAAGACUUCACUGGUAUAUUGAGACAGCCUGGGCCUUUUCUACUCUUUUAGGGCUACUACUGUUUCUGUGUGAAAUAGCUAUUCUUUGUUGGGUUAAAUUUUAUGACUUUUCUCAAAUUGCAGCAUGGUCUGCCUGUAUUUUACUUAUCCCUGUUCUUAUAAUUUUUAUGGCCUUUGCUUUUCACUUUUAUCGAUCUCUUGUUAGUCACAAGUAUGAAGUGACAGCCUCAGGAAUAAGAGAGUUAGAACUGUUAAAAGAACAAAUUGAAGCAGGGGACCUUGAGGGUAGAGCCAAUGGCAUCAGCUUACUGAACUCAACCCAAGUUGUGUGACUUUCUUUUCUGCUGCUUCUUGUGUUUUAAGACUCGAUUACAGAAAACUGUCGCUGAAGUGUUGAAUAGGGGUUGCUCUUUCAUCACAGGCUCAUUGGGAAAGAAAGGUUCUUCUCAAAGUUUAGGAAAAGUACUUACAGAUUUUUAUUGUGUUCACCUAAACCAUAUAUCCCUUUACUCUCAAAUUCAGAAAUGUGAGUUGAUACAUUUGAAAUGGAACUUUCAUUCAGUUGGACUGAGGCAUGCAUUCCAAUUGUUCAUGAUUUUUAAAGAAAAUGUUGUGGUACUUUAAGUGUCAAAAUUCUGUGUGUGAGACGUAUUGAAGGUAUUGUUACCUUUUGCAAUCGGUUAAGAAAUUGUUUUUUGUUGUUAUUGUAUUUUUUUUUUAUUACUUAUUAAAUUUAUCAAAUUGAAUGUAUUGACCUCUCAUAUUAAAUAUGCUUGUGUAUUUCUGUUCUAUUUUUGUGCACGUUUGAUUGUGUAGUAAGUUUUUUUAUCUAACCUGGAUAUGGAAGGUUUUAUUUGUGUCAUAAAAUAAUACAGUUCAGUUAAUCCUAUGAGUCCUUCUAAAACCAAAUCUACACUAAAGGAUCAAACCUGUAUAUUACAGCAACUCUUUUGUUCUUAAAUGCCACACUUCUUUUUCAUAGAAUAGUUGUUAAAUACAGAUUUAUUAGGAAGGCUCUUCCUUCCCAUAAUCUUUAUCUUGCUUUUAGAAGUGUUUUUGAGUAUUCAAAAGGCCCCCUCUCUUUGUACUGAUGUCUUAACAUGAUAUUUCUUAUGUUGAAUCGUUCUCUGUUGUUGCUCUCUUCAUGUCCUUCUCUGACCACCUUCAAGCCCUUAUCUACAUGUUAAGUAUUUUAAUUUUUAGUCUCUAAGUUUAAGAUGAUUUUUAAUGCAUUGUAGAUGCUUCUUUGACCACCCUCCUUAAGCCAAAACAUGAGUAGGAUGAUUUUUUUUAAAUUUGUGUAUGUAUUCACCUAUGUUGGUAGUCUUCCCUCCACCCAGCAUGGUGGUACAUGUUUGUUAUUCUUGCUCAGAAAGACAUUAGUUAAUUAUGUUGAAGAUUAUCAAAUCUUCACUAAGAUCUUAGUACAUAAUAAUUCUUUCAUUUCCCCAUAUUUUUUUGUUUUGUUUUGUCUGUAAAUUUGUGACGUACUUGAAACUACAAUUACUUUAGCAUUUACUAGAGAAUCUCAUAUUUAUAUUGGUCUUUCUUUAGUGUUUCGUUUUUCUUUUGCGUUUGUGGGUUUUCACUCUGCUUGCUUUCUAGUUUUAAAAAGCAAUGAAGUUGACUAGAAAAAAAUUGCACUGCAUAUAUUUAAACGCAUAGGGUAAAGUGCCUCAUGUGGCAACUGCAGCUGCCCAGUGAUGACCAUUUGUCUGGAAUCACAAUGUCACGGUUUACUUUCAGAUUUGAGCUUUGUGUUGCAACAGGUAGAGCUCUCGAUUUUUUGUGCCCCCCUACUACUCCUGGCUGUUUUCUUUGCUUUAAAAAAAAAAGAGGUGGCUAGCAAUUGGUAGGCCUAUCUCUGAAAAUGGCCAUCAUUGGGUUGCUUUCCCUAGUUGAUGUCUACUUGCUGUUUAUUUUUAUUGAUUUAUAAAAUCAAUGCUCAAAAUCAGUUGGUGUUUGGUAAAAGUCAUUUUGUUGUUUUUGUUUUGUAUUUUUAAGUUCCUGCUCUACAAACUUAUUUGAAAUUGUUAAAUUUAAUAUACAAAAUAGGAGAGUAAGUUUGUUUUUCAGGGUAGACUGUUGUAUUUGUCUUCCCUAGAACUGAGUUGUGUAAACCCAUUCCUGCAUUCCUGUGGUAUGCUUUGAUUUAAACAACACAAGAGUAGUGUUUCCUAACUUACUAUCUAUAUUUAACCCAGAAUUGAGCAAUCAUGACUAAUUGAUAGUGCUUGCUAAUUUCUUCAUGUUUGGGACUGUGAUUGAUGAUUGACGUGUUAUUACUUGAGAUUUUUUUUUAACUUUAUGUUUUUAUGAUGAGAGAUAUGGAUAGCAUGAUAUUGUGUUGAACUUUACAAAUAUUUUUUUUGAUGGCCAGAGUCAUUUGACCCUUUGAAAAGUGAAAAAGAAAAUUGUCUUGUGGAAUUCUAAAUUAAAUCAUGUCAUUGUGGCAGAACACUUUUGACUGUUUUAUUUUGUUUCUUUCAAUUGUGUUUGGUGUUUCAUUUUGGUACAAUUAUUCACUUUACUUUUCUUUACGAUCAAUGGUGCUCUCUUGGUAGUGGAUCUAUGAGUACAAAUGUAUCCCAUUAUUUUCUGGUGAAGGCUGUCGUUUGCCUUUCUAAUACAGGAAAAUGUAAAUGAUUAUUACUAAAAGUAUCGUUUCUUUAAAUCUUUUGUACUUAAGAUUUAACAUUUUCAACUUGCCAUUAUAUUUUCACUCCAUAAGUCGUCUCUUUAAUGUAAGGUAACAUUGGAUUGUUGUUUGUUUUUUUAAAAGAAAAGCUAGUUUGUUCUACCAGUAUUAAAAAAGUGUCAUGUUUCUACUUAAUAGUUUGGGGUGACGGAAGAGGUUCUCCUUUGCAGAGCUACCAAAAACCUUGUUUGAUUGUAAUAUCAAUGUACAAUUUGAAGUUUUGAAUGUGAUUGAAUUUAUCCAUCUUCUUACAUCACCUACCACCAUCUAACUUUGCCGCAUGACUAAUUUUGUAUGUGAUGCCAAAAAGUUCAAACAUUUUACGUAAUUUUGCAAUGAGUUUAUUUAAUUACAAAUUUCUGUAACUUAGAGAGUUUAUCUAGUUCUCUUCAACCUGUACCAGAUACCUUUAAGUAAUUAAGAUUCAUGAAGGUAUACACAUCUUUGCCUUGGUUCAUUGUUACGUACUCUGUUUGGUAUUCUAACUUCCUUCCAUCAGGAAAAAUCUGUUUUAAGGACUCAAAUAUAUUCUGUGAUUGGCAACAAUAAAUAAAUAAUGAUGUUCUUUAAAA